AUGUCAUUUGCUUCUAUCUAUAAAGUAUUAUUCAAGAGAAAUUCCAUUUUUGUAGGAACUGUAUUCGUUGGUGCCUUCCUUUUCCAAACUGAAUUUGAUUCUGCCAUAACCAAAUGGUAUGAAAACCGUAACAAAGGUAAAUUAUGGAAGGAUGUCAAAGCUCGUAUUGGCUCCAAUGGUGCCGAAGAUGAUGACGAAUAA
Molecule: messenger RNA, 201 nt
Organism: Maudiozyma barnettii
Lineage: Eukaryota; Fungi; Ascomycota; Saccharomycetes; Saccharomycetales; Saccharomycetaceae
Gene: QCR9
Product: ubiquinol--cytochrome-c reductase subunit 9
Exons: 2
Coding region: 1-201 (66 amino acids)
Biological process (GO): mitochondrial electron transport, ubiquinol to cytochrome c
Source: RefSeq, a predicted model, not a curated record